CGCUGCGGCCAAAGAGGAUUGACUAAAGUAGAGUUGUAUCGUAGCUGCUGGGGUCACUCAAACCCCCACAACUGAGUCUCUACUUUAGUUCAUCCUCUUUGAUUUAACCUUUGCCAAAAAUGCUGCUGAUCUUCUCUAUAAUGUGAAAUGUGGGUUACCCGAGAAAAUAUUUCCCGUGGAAAAGCUACAGGAAUGGCUGGAGAUAUUGCUCCACUGACUGGACAUGUGUCGUGGGAAAUUUUAAUAAAAAAUUGCGAGGAUCGUGUUUCUAAUGAAAUUAGAGUACACCUGGUGCCGAUUUGCAGAGCUCUUCAGGCUGCCAUCAAAUCUAAUGAGAAACUUUCGUCGGAAUGGAUUGAGAGGACUUUGAUGCGAUUGGAAGCCUGUGUAGACAGAACGUGGGAAACAUUGAAUACUGGACACUGGAAAGACGUAGAAGUACGACACAGGUAUUGCUACACAAUUUGCAGUGCACUGAAGUGUAUAGUUCUAGAAAUGAGUUCUAAAAAUCUCGACGAUUCAUCGAAAAUCGCUGUAACUACAAAAAUGAUUGAACAAGUUGAUAAAGGAUUGCUCUUGGGUGCUCCACUCGAGGAAAUCCCUGAUUUGCUUACAAAAAUAGCCUCUAGAUUGAACGAAGAAAUCUGUCCUGACACAUGCAAAGACCCCGGAAUAUUGCAAUGCGACUCGAAAAAUAUUGUAAAAAAUCUCCUCCCUGGGAUGGGAUGGGUGGAGCGGUUAAAAACUCCAUCGAUGGAGACAUUUUAUCGUGACAUUUUCGUGAAGAAAAUUCCUGCAGUAUUAGAAGGAUGUAUAGACCACUGGAGGGCUCUAACCCGCUGGAAAAAUCCAAAUUAUCUCCUGAAAAUGGGAGGAACCCGUACAGUUCCCAUAGAAAUAGGUUCAAAAUACACAGAAGAAGACUGGUCUCAACACCUGAUUACUCUCUCAGAGUUUAUUAAAUCACAUGUCACAAAAAAUAAUGAUAAACUCGGAUAUCUAGCUCAACACCAGCUGUUUGAGCAAAUUCCAGAAUUGAAAGAGGAUUUCUCAAUUCCCGACUACUGCAGCUUCUCAGAUAAUACUGAGGAUAGCUUUCCUGAUAUUAACGCGUGGUUUGGGCCGAAGGGAACGGUCUCCCCUCUCCAUUACGAUCCAAAAAAUAAUCUUCUAUGUCAGGUUUUUGGCUGCAAACGUGUAAUACUUUAUCAUCCAAAUGAUAGCAACAAUUUGUAUCCAUAUGAUACAAGAUUAUUGUGUAACACAGCUCAAGUGGACCCAAUAAAUCCUGAUUAUGAUAAUUUUCCGGAUUUUAAAUAUGCCCGAGGAAUGAUGUGUUAUCUUAACGAAGGAGAAAUGCUGUUUAUUCCACCUGGAUGGUGGCACCACGUUGUAAGCCUUACGCCAUGUUUUUCCAUAAGUUUUUGGUGGUGAUAAUAAAGUUAUUAAAAUAAAUAAAUGUGUGAAAGAAAACAUAAUCUGAGAAGUCCUUGCGGCAGUUCUCAACAGUUCAAUAGUAAAUAAAAAUCAUAAUAACUUUCAA
Fopius arisanus is the source of this 1543-nucleotide messenger RNA. It is a transcript of the gene JMJD5, whose product is annotated as Jumonji domain containing 5. The coding region runs from base 148 to 1434 and encodes 428 amino acids. The transcript is spliced from 8 exons. Gene Ontology annotation, molecular function: histone H3K36 demethylase activity. Gene Ontology annotation, cellular component: nucleus. The record is from RefSeq and is a predicted model, not a curated record. NCBI's taxonomy places the organism in Eukaryota, Metazoa, Arthropoda, Insecta, Hymenoptera, Braconidae.